Selaginella moellendorffii is the source of this 2063-nucleotide messenger RNA. Its product is annotated as NAD-dependent malic enzyme 59 kDa isoform, mitochondrial. Lineage: Eukaryota; Viridiplantae; Streptophyta; Lycopodiopsida; Selaginellales; Selaginellaceae. Gene Ontology annotation, biological process: pyruvate metabolic process; malate metabolic process. Gene Ontology annotation, molecular function: NAD binding; malate dehydrogenase (decarboxylating) (NAD+) activity. The record is from RefSeq and is a predicted model, not a curated record. Bases 52 to 1908 code for a protein of 618 amino acids. The transcript has 19 exons. Gene Ontology annotation, cellular component: mitochondrion.
UUGUUUGAAUAGCUCCUCCAACAGCAGAGGAGCUCUAGGGUAUCGCCGGCAAUGGCGAUAUUUUGCGCUCGGCGGAGGCGCUUGGUCGAUCUAGUCGCGAGCGCUUGGAGCUGGGGAUCUCACCGCGGCAUUGCGAAUGGGCAUCACCUCUUCCGGAGCAGCGGCAGGCCGACGAUCGUUCACAAGCGCGGGGCUGACAUUCUUCACGAUCCGUGGUAUAACAAGGGGACUGCUUUGCCGCCAACUGAAAGGGACAGGCUGGGACUCCGCGGACUUCUUCCACCGCGUGUGAUGACCCCUCAACAGCAGAUUGACCGUUUUAUGAGCGAUUUUAAGUCUUUGGAAAGAACCACCAGAGAUGGUCCCAGAGAUAUGUCCGCAUUGGCGAAGUGGAGAAUUCUUAACAGGCUUCAUGACCGCAACGAAACUCUGUAUUACAAAAUUCUCAUUGACAACAUCAAGAACUUUGCUCCCAUUAUUUACACUCCUACAGUUGGUCUCGUGUGCCAGAACUACAGUGGUCUUUUCAGACGUCCGCGAGGCAUGUAUUUUAGCUCCGCAGAUCGGGGUGAGAUGGUUUCAAUGAUCUAUAACUGGCCCGCGGAACACGUGGACAUAAUUGUGGUGACCGAUGGAAGUCGGAUUUUGGGGCUCGGUGACCUUGGCGUUCAAGGCAUAGGGAUUCCAAUUGGAAAACUUGACUUGUAUGUUGCUGCCGCUGGAUUCAACCCGCAACGAGUUCUUCCUGUAAUGAUCGAUGUCGGGACAAACAAUAAAAAAUUGUUAGAUGAUCCUUUGUAUCUGGGGUUGCAACAGCCUAGGCUCGAAGGAGAAGAUUACUUAGCUGUAAUCGACGAGUUCAUGGAAGGUGUUUUCACACGCUGGCCACAUGUAAUCGUGCAGUUUGAAGAUUUCCAGUCCAAAUGGGCCUUCAAGCUUCUACAGCGGUAUCGAAAUCAUUACCGGAUGUUUAACGAUGAUGUCCAGGGUACCGCUGGUGUUGCUCUCGCUGGACUCUUUGGAGCUGUGAGAGCUCAAGGAAAGCCACUGUCUGAACUUGCUAAUGCAAAAAUAGUCGUCGUUGGAGCUGGGAGUGCCGGACUAGGCGUUCUUCACAUGACAAGGAAGGCAAUUGGACAAAUCCUUGGGGAUAAGUCCAAGGCUACCCGAAACUUGUACAUUUUAGACAAACUGGGUUUGGUAACGAAAGAACGCGCUGAUGCUGACGUUGAUCCAGAUGCAAAACCAUUUGCUCGAAAUACAAAUGAAGGCUUGAGAGAAGGUGCAAGUCUUUUGGAAGUGGUAAAACAGGUUAAGCCAGAUAUGCUUGUUGGCUUGUCUGGAGUUGGAGGUAUUUUCACCCCGGAGGUUUUGCGAGAAAUGAAAAAUGCAGAUUACAAAAGACCUGCAAUUUUUCCAAUGUCCAAUCCUACAAUGAACGCUGAAUGCACAGCAGAAGAAGCAUUUAAGAAUGUGGGAGAUCACAUUAUCUUUGCAAGUGGAAGUCCUUUUGAUGACGUGGAACUUGAGAAUGGGAAAAUCGGUCAUGUAAAUCAAGGCAACAAUAUGUACCUUUUCCCAGGAAUUGGACUCGGCACGCUCCUCUGUGGAGCAAGAACAGUUACAGAUCGAAUGUUAAGCUCCGCCGCAGCAAGGUUAGCGUCUUACAUGGGUGAGGAGGACGUGAACAACGGAAAGAUCUAUCCACCAAUUUCAAGCAUUCGCGACAUAUCCAAGGAAGUCGCGGUCGCUGUGCUUCGUGCUGCAGUUGAAGAAGACAUUGUCGAAGGUUACAGAGAUCUGUCCGCGAGAGAGCUUCAGCACAUGUCUGAGGAUCAAAUCCGCGAGUACGUUGACCAAUACAUGUGGUCACCUCAGUAUAGUCCACUCAUCUAUGAGGAGCGGUGAACAAGUUUUCACGUUUCCGGCCUGUCUUACAUCUCGAAUGGAUGAAGAUGAUGAGUAAGGAUGGGCAAAAAGUCUGAACACCAGUACACAAUAAUCUACCGAUGUCUGUUCCAACAGUUUCUUUCGCUUUGAAAUUUGUUCCAGAGUUUCAAGCG